UGUGAACAAUAAUCAAUCAAAUCCUUAACCCUCCCUCCAUUGUCGGUGUGCAUGUGCCUCACCGCUCAAUCCUCUCUCUCUUCUCUCUCUUCUCUCUCUUCUCUCUCUCUCUCUCUCUCUCUCUCUCUUUUUCUUCAAAAUCCAAAUAACUCAAAGACACACUUCUCCAAUAAUCCCUUUUUCUUUCUUUCUUUCUUUCUGAGAUGAGUUUGAGUAAUGGAAAAAACCACUCUUCAUUACCAACUGGUAAUGAGAAGAAAGCAUUCAAGAUCUUUGUAGGUUAUGAUCCACGUGAAGACCUUGCAUUUGAGGUAUGUCGUCAUUCUAUCAUCAAAAGGUCUUCAAUUCCUGUUGAGAUCAUACCAAUUAAGCAAUCAGAUCUGAGAAAAUCUGGUCUUUAUUGGCGUGAAAGGGGUCAAUUUGAGAGCACUGAGUUCUCUUUUUCAAGAUUCUUGACACCUAGUUUAGCUAAUUAUCAAGGUUGGGCUAUGUUUGUGGAUUGUGAUUUUCUCUAUUUAGCUGAUAUUAAGGAUUUGGUAGAUUUGAUUGAAGAUAAGUAUGCUAUUAUGUGUGUUCAACAUGAUUAUGCUCCAAAAGAGACAACAAAAAUGGAUGGUGCUGUUCAAACUGUGUACCCUAGAAAGAAUUGGUCUUCAAUGGUUUUGUAUAACUGUGGUCAUCCAAAGAACAAGGUUCUCACUCCUGAAACUGUGAACACACAAACUGGUGCUUACCUUCACAGGUUUCAAUGGCUUGAGGAUGAUGAAAUUGGUUCUGUCCCCUUUGUUUGGAAUUUUCUUGAAGGGCAUAACAAGGUUGUUGAGAAUGAUUCAACUACUUUGCCUAAGGCAAUCCAUUAUACUCGUGGAGGGCCAUGGUUUGAGGCUUGGAAGAAUUGUGAAUUUGCUGAUCUCUGGUUGAAUGAGAUGGAAGAGUAUCUGAAUCAAACCAAAAAAGAAUCUGCUAAUUAGUGAUUGAAUGAAUUGUUUGAGGCAAUGAUGCAUUUAGAUGUUGUAGCAUUGAUCUCUGGUCAUGUGUUAUUCUUUAUUUGAAAUUUGUUGUGUUAAUUAAGUCUGUAUCUGAUGAUGAUGCAAGUUAUGAGAAUAGGAGUAUGAUGAAUACUGCUAUAGUUCAUAUAUCUUAUGUAGUUAGUAUUCUUUACUACAUUAUAUUACAUUGGCAUUUUAGAGUGAGUAAAUGCCCUUCAUGAUGUAUUUCAUUUUUUAUUUGUUUAAUGACCUCUGUAGGCUCUAACAAGAGGUCUAGUCUAAGUAUAACUUCAUAUAUUUUAAUACAAGGCUUUACUGUUACGAAUA
This is a messenger RNA of Cicer arietinum (chickpea), 1316 nucleotides long. RefSeq names its product protein CDI. Lineage: Eukaryota; Viridiplantae; Streptophyta; Magnoliopsida; Fabales; Fabaceae. The record is from RefSeq and is a predicted model, not a curated record.